UCGUGCUUUUCUUCAAAGGAAGGAUCGAAUUAUCCAAAUUCUCCUAGUAUAUGUGUUAUACUUCGAAAUGCAUGCGUUAAGUGACUUAUUGUUAACGUUAAAAUUAAAAUGUGUGUGUCUGCGUGAAUAAUUGCGUGCGCGAUAAUUCGAAGUAAACGUACGCGAUUAGCUACACGGAUCUGAAAUAAUAUAAUUCGCCACAGAAAUAAAAACGCGCGAAAUGCUGCGUGACGAUUAUUCAAGGACGACGUCAUCGAUAUUGCACGCUAUGCGCGCAUGCACUGCUUAUUAAAUGCGUGGAAAAUAUGAUAAAUAUAUAUUAGACAUUAUAGUAAAUGCCUUUUAACAAAUAUUGAUAUUUAUUAGAUAUACAUUUUGUGUAUAGAUGAGAGAUCCACCUUUCGACAGGAACGAGUCAUAUUAUGUAUCUAAGAGUACGAUGACUAAUCAGUAUGAGCAGAAAGUAAUUCGAUAAUCAGCUGAUUGUGAGCGAUACAUUCGACAGCUAUUAACGCUUGACACGUGCCGCACAUUUCUCCAAGAUCGAAUUGCGAAAUAAUUCGUCGGAUCAAUUAAUAGUGUAAGCAUACAUGCAAAAUAUCAUUCGAAAUUAUCUUCCCUCUACCCACGCCAUUUGUUUAAAGCGCGUGCGCACACCAUUCUGUAAUCUGUAAUGCAUAUAGGGACGAGUAUACACAUGUAUACAUCGCUAUACGUCAUAGCGUGCGCCGUCCGACAAUACGCACCGCGUCGACUUUCAUUGGUGCAUCGUCAGCUGGUCGCGGGAGCGCGUAUUAGGUACUGUCAAGUACGGUCGAAAACGCGUUACAUAAAGUGAGCAAAGGACCACGAUGUGUGUGUUGAAUAUAGACGAUUGAAUACAAUAUCAUAUCGCAGUGAAACGUUUUUUUUUUCUCUUUUUUUCCUUUUAGAUAAUCGUGGAGGGAAGGCGAUCCCGUCAAGGUCUUGUGUCCGGAGAGAUAGUGUCGCUUUCGAUACCACUCUAGUACAUUCUCGCGAAAACGAGAUUCAUUCGAGGACAUUCGUGUGUCCACCGGACACUUGGACUGUAAUUUACAAAGGAAGCAAAGAUUAAUCGAGACGUGUCUUCAUCUCGCUAUAUGCUCUAUAUACGCUCGUGUAGUAUUUAUUAUACAUUAUCUGUCACGCGCGUGCUAUGUGCUCGUAGCGACAGUGACAGCUCCGCUAUAAGAACUUGCGACACUUCUGUGCGUCAGUGCGGUGAUUCUACGCCCACGCGCGACGACCAAUUAUUAUAUCGCCGUCUGUUGAACUCGAAUCCGAGCGUGUAUACUUGUGAUUACACUUAUUGUCAGUUAACACCUUGUCAACGUUGAAAUGUCUGGCAAUAUAAGAGAUAUCGAUCCGUUCAGCGAGAUUCCUAUGGAACAAGAUCCUUGCGAAGGCGAUGACAAAGCAAUCAUAGAGGAAAGUCCAAAGGACAAUGUAGAAAUUGUAAAUGAAGUUACUUAUGCAGAACCUUUGACUGCUGAAGAAAUACGUUGGUUUUAUAAAGAUGGUGUUGACAAAAGAUGGAAUGAAUUUGGUGGAUAUGACAGCAUAAGAAUCGAGAAACUUUAUCAAGAACGUCAAAGUUUAAUUAGAGAAAAUAAUGAUGAUAUAAACGGUUUGCCACCUGCUGAAAAAAUUGUUGUUAGAGGAGGCAUGUACGAUGUUGAAAUUGAUAAUAUGAAAUGUGUUUCAAUAUACUGGCCAGGUGAAGAAUGGGAAAUUAUGAGGAGUACAUGGUAUUACGAUGGAAGCUGGAUACCAUUAGAAACAGAACAUUCCAAAGUGAUAGAAGAAGUCCAUCUUAAAUUAUUCCAAAAAGAAAGAAAAAACAAUCAAAGUAUCUCAAAUUGUUAUACAAAUGCUCCUCAGUCCUGUAAAGUAUUACAUACCGAACAGUUCUCUGAAUUUCAUGUCGACUGGCAUUCAAUUAAUGAUGUGACACUAUACAGUGAAUAUACACCUACUAAAUUGAUGCGCAGCGUUACAUCAAAAUUAGGUUUUGCUAAAACAACAGGCUAUCGAUUAAAGAGGGGUUAUAAAACUCUUGCAAAUAUAGAAGAUAAGCCGCGGGAUAUUGACCAUCUAGUAUUUGUUGUUCAUGGAAUAGGACAGAAGCGUGAUACGGGAAAAAUUAUACGUAACACUACAUGUUUUCGGGAUUGCGUGGAUUGGCUUAAGCAAAAAUAUUUUCCAAAUUCCAAACACAGAGUUGAAUUUUUUGCAGUUGAAUGGCGAUCAUCGUUAAAAUUAGACGGAGAUAUAGUGGAAGCAAUUACACCCUAUAGUGUAUUAAGCAUACGUCACUUGCUAAAUACAUCAGCGAUGGAUAUUUUAUAUUACACAAGUCCAUUAUAUGGUGCUGAGGUUCGAACUGGCUUGCAGAAGGAGCUAAAUAGAUUAUACUUUAUGUUUGCAAGUCGGCAUCCUGGUUGGCAAGGAAAGGUUUCAAUUUUGGCACAUUCCCUAGGAUGUGUAAUUGUGUAUGACAUAGUUACAGGCUGGAUGGGACAUGACACGCGACUUCCAUCCCCACAGGCACAAGAAGUUUUAUUGCAAGGUUUACAAUUUCCUAUCGAGAAUUUAUUUUGUUUGGGUUCGCCGUUGUCUGUAUUCCUAGCGUUGCGUACACGUGCUCCAUCCAAUAGAUUAGACAUGAUGCCGCAAGGUUUAUGUAAGAGAUUUUACAAUAUAUUUCAUUGGUCCGAUCCAGUAGCUUAUCGAAUGGAACCACUUUUGGAAAGAGGUUACAGUAAAGUUGAACCAGUUCUCAUACCACCGUAUGGUGGAAUCGAUGGACAGCAAAUGCCCCCACAAUCGCCUUCGUCAUUGAACAAUGUGGAUCCAACUCUAUCGCCUACAGAAGGUGAUGAUAAAGAUGAUAGUCCAGUGGACACACCUAAUCGUAAUACAGAGAAGGGUUGGAGUCUUUGGGAUUUAGUGCGAGGCGGAUGGGCUGUUAAGGAAGGUCCGUCUUCGCCAACAGAUUCAAAUCCACCGAUCCGUCCAGGUCAAGAAUUAGCGCAACGAUUGGAUUAUGUACUACGUGCGGUCGGUUUAGGAAGGAAUUAUUUAUACACAGUAACAGCCCAUACGGGGUAUUGGAAUAACUAUGACGUGGCCUAUUUUGUAUUAACAAGACUGUUUCCGACGCUGGAAACGUGAUGGCAGUUUAAACAUUUUAACACAGAACUUUGUUUUCUGCUAAAAUGUUCUAGUCCACUAUAGGCCUCCAUCGAAUAUGUGAUAUCGCAAAUAGGCCUAUCACCAAAACAAUCUGUGAUAACGGAAAAACGAUACAAUAAUGUUAUAAAUUCUGUAGAAAUCAUUUUAUAAUAUUUGCAUAAUUUAAUAUUGCUGUAUAUAUCAAGUGAUAGGAGACGAGAGAAUUUUGUCUCUGCGCGUCUCGAAAGUAAUUUGUUUGUACCAAACAUAACAGGCGAUUAAUAUUUGUAUAUAAAAUAAUAGAGAAAAAGAGAGAUAUUCUCUAUAUUAUAGGAAUACAUGAAGGAAAUGAGUUUUCGCGAAUUACGUUACCUCCUGCUAUAAAUAUAAUUUAUGCACAAUUUAUUAAGAAUACGAUAUUUUACAAACUCUCUAUGUCUUGUUAUGAGAUAUGAAAUAAUUGUUUCCGAAUAGUUUAUAGGCAACUAAUAUAUUCUUAUUAAUCACGCCUUUGUUAUUUAUAUAUCGUCAUAUAUAAAUAACAUAUUUUAAUAAGGUUAGCGUCCAUGCUAAGUGCGUUAUUGAUCUUAAAGUAGAACGAAUUAAGAUAAAGUGAUGCUCUUUCGAAUUUUUCUUAUAUAUUUCAUAUAUAUUUAAAUCACAUAAAUCAAUUUAUAAGAACACAUAUUCAGAAGUAUUUAUUAAUAAUGCAGAAACAUAAAACACCACAACACUAAUUUACAUAGACUUUUAAAUAAUAUAUAUAUAUAUAAGUAUUUAAGAUAUAUAUGCUACUUAUAAAAAUAUGUAGCAUAAUUUUGUAUCUCCCUAAUUUUAUACAUAUCUCUUUAAUAUCUAAUAGCAAGUUCUUAUUAUCAUAAUAUUAUAAUUAUAUGAUUUCAUACCGUGCUUUAAAAAGUUUACUUAAGCACAAAAUAUUCUUAUGCAUUUUUCGAGAAUGAACGGAUUUAAUUAAUAAAUCUUUGAACAUGAUACUACUGAUGCUUCUCUGUAAAGAAAUUUUGCAAAAAUAAAGCUUGGAACUACUCU
Messenger RNA from Formica exsecta, 4245 nucleotides. RefSeq names its product phospholipase DDHD1-like. The record is from RefSeq and is a predicted model, not a curated record. The transcript has 11 exons. Gene Ontology annotation, cellular component: cytoplasm. Gene Ontology annotation, molecular function: glycerophospholipase activity; metal ion binding. The coding region runs from base 1360 to 3195 and encodes 611 amino acids. Lineage: Eukaryota; Metazoa; Arthropoda; Insecta; Hymenoptera; Formicidae.